Molecule: messenger RNA, 510 nt
Organism: Aspergillus glaucus CBS 516.65
Lineage: Eukaryota; Fungi; Ascomycota; Eurotiomycetes; Eurotiales; Aspergillaceae
Exons: 2
Coding region: 1-510 (169 amino acids)
Source: RefSeq, a predicted model, not a curated record
AUGACAGAUAGGCCAUGCUACUAUCCUGAUGCUUCUCAGGCCGUGGACCACGUACCCUGCUCAGACAAUCCAUAUACAGAGACACAUUGCUGUAUGAGGGCGACAUCUGCCUGUCCAACAGUUAUUGCUUGGGCGUCGAGACUCAACCCUUUGGAUUGUUGCGUGGGAGCGGCACGAAUCAGUUCAAAAGUCACUAAUUACGACUACCAAGCCGGCAGCAACCCGGUUAGUUACCUCGAGUCCGGAAACGCCAGUCAGGCAUUGUACUGCUGCGGCACACUAACCGCCAGCGACAACCAAACUCGCUGCCGGGACAGGGACCCGUUCACGAUACAAGACGCACACAUACAACUUGGCUAUGCACUUCUAAGCGACGUCCAGUCUGUGCCAUCUUCCUCCAUGUCCCCCUCGCCUUCCUCGACAGAUAAUAGUGGUACAAGUCAUGAGGCAGCAAUUGGAGCGGGCGUUGGUGUUCCUUUGGGAGUGAUUGCAUUGGCAUCUCUAGGAUGA